Molecule: messenger RNA, 3915 nt
Organism: Amborella trichopoda
Lineage: Eukaryota; Viridiplantae; Streptophyta; Magnoliopsida; Amborellales; Amborellaceae
Product: U-box domain-containing protein 44
Biological process (GO): cell surface receptor signaling pathway
Molecular function (GO): protein binding
Source: RefSeq, a predicted model, not a curated record
GAGAGGGAGAGGGAGAACAAUAAUCAGAUGAACGCGUCAACCAUGGGAGUCGAGUGAAAACAAGAAUCAGAACAGGUCUUUGAUCUGCUUCCAUGUACUAAGCGACCCCACUACGUAAAUAUCUACCCACCCACCAUCAUUUAAAAUCGUUUAAACUCGCUCUUGGCCUGCAACUGUUCUCUCGCUUGUGUCCAAGGCCUCUGUUCCUCUUCUGAUAAUUCCAGAGCUUCCUUCUUCUCCUUUCUCAUAACAAAAUUGUACCAUCGAGUUGAUAUCGGCGAAACAAUUGGUGGGUCUCGUUUCAAACUUUCAUUUUGAUUAAGUAUACGAGCUUCAGUAAGUAUUCUCUUCAUAUUGUAAUCUCAAACUACUUGCUUCUAUCGAUUCUAUUGGGAGUUGAGUUGGGUUUGACUCUGCUGAGAAUUGGGUUCCAAAGAUGAAAGUUAAGUUGGAUUUAACUCAUGUUUAAUUGGUUUUUGAGCUACUUCAGAGUAAAAGAAGCAUCAAAUUUCUCUAUGUCCAGGAACUUUUUCACCCCAUAUGAAAGGAACAGGCAACAUGCUCUGAAUUGGGUUCAGAGGUGGAACACUUAGUGGGUAAUAUCAAAUCCAAAACUGAAACUUCUUAAUGGGUUUUCUGACUUCAUCGUGACAAUUGUGGCCUCUGACUCUAUCAACGGGGGAAGAAACCCAUUACCCACUAUAUCAUAUUCUCACUUUAUAACAAUAAUCAGAGUCUGAGGUAUGAUUCAAGGUAAGCUUGAAGUUGCACCUUCUCCCUCCUUCACUGAUGUUCUGUCAAGACUAAUAGAGUUAAUUGAUGAGAUUGCUUUAGUCACAGAGGACUCUGUGAUUGGACCAAAGAUAUUAUCUGAUUUUGCUGCUUAUCUGAAGAAGAUUAUUCCCAUAUUAGUGGAACUAAAGGAUGAUAAAGAAAUGGAUACACAACCUAUACGAAAGGCUCUUGAAUCCCUUGAGAAAGACCUUAAAAAGGCUCAAGGAUUGGCCAUAUUAUGUAAGUCGGGAAGCCGAUUCUACUUAUGGUUUAAUUUCUCAGCCAUUGUUAACCAGCUUAAGGACUUAACACAUGAUCUCGGCCGAUGUUUAAGCCUAAUAUUAAUGGCUUCUCUUGACGUUUCGAAUGAAAUCAAGAAUAAGAUUGGAAAUUCACACAAGGAAAUGCUGAAUGCUAAAUUUAAUCAAUUAUUUGAUGACAAAGAAUUCAUUGAAGAGAUGAUAGAAGGAAUCAAGUCUGGAAGGUUCAACAAAAUCGAUGCCGAGGAGUUCUUAGUCACCAUAGCCCAGGAUGUGGAUGUUUUGCCUGAACCUGCAAUGCUUAGGCAAGAGAUAGAAAACCUUAAGAAAAAUGCAGAUGCACCAGUCCAUAAGGGCCAGAUAGAAGCAAUGGAUCUCCGUAGAAUAAUUGAAUUUCUAGAACAGGCUGACUUAUUAAAGGAUAAAAAUUUCAAUAGCUUAGGCAGUCCCGACAGGAACUCCACUGUGUCACUGCAUUCUAGUGAUGGGUUGCAGGAGAAAAAGUUUCAUGGAGGAUUGGAUGAAAUUUUCCUGAUCAUCCGCGAUGGUAGAAAUGAGGAUUUAAGCUUAGCCCUGUCUGAAUUACACAAACUAAUUGAAGGAAGUUUGUUAGAUGAAGAAAGAGUAAGAGUCGAAGACCUCAUUCCUAUUCUAGCAAAACGUUUGAGUUCUAAGAAGCAAGACAUCAGGAAAAUGAUCCUAGUGAUCCUGAGAAUUCUUGUGUCCAAGAAUGAUGAUAAUAAGGAAAGGCUUGCAGAUGAUGGGGCAUUGACCUUAGUGGUGCGCUCAUUGACGCGAGAUGCAGAAGAGAGAAGGGAAGCAGUUGGGCUUCUUUUGGAGUUAUCCGACGUUUCAAGAGUUCGUCAAAGGAUCGGCAGAGUCCAGGGUUGCAUUUUGUUGGUGGUUGCCAUGUUGAACAGUGAUGACCCUUGUGCAGUCCUUGAUACUAAGAGGCUCCUUGAUAUCUUAUCAAGCAACACUCAGCAUGUGCUUCAUAUGGCUGAGGCGAAUUACUUCAAGCCACUUGUGCAGUGCCUCCGUGAAGGAUCUGAUAUGAAUAGGGUUCUUAUGGCUACUGCCAUUUCUAGAAUGGAACUCACCAAUCAAAGCAAAGCUGCUCUCGGAGAAGAAGGCUCCAUUGAACCACUUGUCAAACUGUUCAUUUCAGGUAAGCUCGAAGCGAAGCUGGCAGCGUUAGGAGCUUUACAGAACCUAUCAACCUUGACCUCAAAUGCUCGUCGCCUUAUUGACUCGGCCAUUGUGGGACCUAUCCUCCAACUUCUAUUCUCUGUCACAUCUGUUCUUAUGACUCUCCGAGAGCCUGCAGCUGCAAUACUUGCAAACAUUUCAGAAUCCGAACAAGUUCUCACUAACCACCACGUGACAGAGCAAAUUCUCUCUCUAUUAAGUUUGUCGAGCCCUACAGUCCAAUAUCACUUAUUUCGAGCUCUAACCAACAUAACCAGCCAUCCCAGUGCUUCCAAGCUGAGGUCCAAGAUGAGGGAAAACGGUGCUCUCCAACUUCUCAUGCCUUUCUUAACUGCAAGUGACACUAAAAUCAAAACAGGUGGCUUGAACUUACUAUACUUUCUUUCUCUAGAUUCAGCAGAAGAGCUAAAUAAUCAACUAGGCGAGGGGAACCUCAAAACCAUAGUGAAUAUCGCAUUGGUAUCUGGUUGUGUGGAUGAAAAGGCUGCAGCUCUUGGUAUAGUGAGUAAUAUACCCAUCACAGAUAGAAAAGCAACCGAUGUGUUAGUAAAGGCUCACCUUCUUCCCUAUAUGAUUACUUUAAUUAAGACCGAGUCAAUGAAUACUCUCUUGGUCGAAAGAGCAGUGAGCACUCUAGUUCGAUUCACCGUCCCUUGGGAUAAAAAGCUACAGAGAGAAGCAGCUAAGCUAGGAGCCAUUCCUUUACUUGUGAAGGUUCUCUCAAGUGGAUCUUGUGUGGCCAAGGCAAGAGCUGCAACGGCAUUAGCGCAAUUAUCACAAAACUCUCUCUCCUUGAGUAAUUCUAAGGCAAACAUGUGGUCAUGUAUUGGAUCCUCCUCAAUAGAGAGGGAAUGUAAAGUUCAUGGUGGUACAUGUUCAGUCAAGGGAUCAUUGUGCCUUAUCAAGGCCGGUGCAAUCCCUCUUCUUGUUCGGGUUUUGGAAGGUAGAGAAAGAGAAGCUGAUGAGGCUGUUCUUGGGGCUCUGUCUACUCUUUUACAGGACAAAACAUGGGAAAAAGGGUGCCAGACCAUAGCCGAAGCUUCAGGGGUGCAACCCAUUAUAGAGAUUUUGAGAGUGGGAAGUUUGAAAGCUCAAGAGAAAGCUGUCUGGAUAUUAGAGAGAAUUUUCAGGAUCGAAGAGUAUCGAGUGGAGUACGGUGAUCCUGUUCAGGUUCUUUUCAUUGAUCUUGCACAAAAGGGCGAUCCAGCGAUGAAAUCAUUGACUGCCAAGAUCUUGGCUCAUCUCGAGCUUUUACAGAACCAAUCAAGCUACUUCUGAUUGUAACAACUGCAUUUUAAUUCCUUUCUAGUGUCUGUUUGCUUCUUGUUUUUGUUUGGGAAAUGCCUGCUAUACCAUAAUCAAGAACCAUCUGGCAAACUGUAUUAUUUAGGGUCAUCACCACCCAUUGAAAUGAUGGACGGCAACGACACUGGAUCUCAACAAGAUGAUGCAUGACCCAAAUGGAAUUCCCCUCUCCCUCUUCAUCCCUCUCCAUAAUUGCAAUGACGAUGGUGACCCUAAGAACUAUGUGUUCAUGGUGGUCUUUAGGAUUAUGGUAAACCUUUUGUUAGUCCAAAUGCUGAAUUGUAACUCUUGCUUCCAUGCAUAGAGGAAAUGGUUUAUAUAUUGUUACUUAUAAGCAAGGCUGAGCAACCAUCGGUCUUCAUUAAAA